Chaetomium globosum CBS 148.51 is the source of this 837-nucleotide messenger RNA. RefSeq lists its product as uncharacterized. Gene Ontology annotation, molecular function: calcium ion binding. The record is from RefSeq and is a predicted model, not a curated record. NCBI's taxonomy places the organism in Eukaryota, Fungi, Ascomycota, Sordariomycetes, Sordariales, Chaetomiaceae. The coding region runs from base 1 to 837 and encodes 278 amino acids. The transcript has 4 exons.
AUGGCUUAUAAUAGGCCCUACAACCCGGAUGAGCUACCCAGAUUUGCGGAGCCCGAACAAAAAGGAAACCCCCGGUCUCCAGCCUCAGCCCAACCGCAAUCUUCAAGAUACGAAAACAAGCCUCCUCCACCGCGUCCAGCCGAGCACAGGGGCUCUGGUGACCCGUACAGUUCCCACCAAGGCCGGCUAUCGCCUAGGCAAACAGCGCCCCCCGAUCGUUUCGGAAUGAGCCCACCUCCGAGUGCCGGGGGCGGCCGUCCCCUCCACCACAACCUCCCUCCCGCCAACUCGCGGCCGCCCCCAAGCCCUGCCCCGCGCGAUAGCACUGCCGACCCUACCUUGCUACCACUCUUCAGAGCUGUGGAUAAGGAUGGCACCGGCCAACUAUCGGAGCGCGAACUCUCGGCAGCCCUCGUCAACGGUGACUGGACGGCCUUCGACCCGCAAACGGUUCGCAUGAUGAUCCGCAUGUUCGACAGCGACCGCAGUGGCACCAUAGGCUUUGAGGAGUUCUGCGGCCUGUGGUCGUUCCUAGCCUCGUGGCGUUCGCUCUUCGACCGCUUCGACGCGGACCGGUCCGGCAACAUCAGCCUAGACGAGUUCAACAACGCCCUCGUCGCGUUCCGUUACCGGUUGAGCGAGCGUUUUGUCGAGAUUCUAUUCCGUACCUAUGACAAGCGCAACGAGGGUGUCAUGAGCUUCGACCUGUUUGUGCAGGCCUGCAUCAGCCUCAAGCGCAUGACAGACGUGUUCAAGCGGUACGACGACGAUCGGGACGGCUACAUCACGUUGAGCUUUGAGGACUUCUUGAUCGAAAUCCUGCGCCAGCUGAGAUAG